AAACAGUAUCAUUAUACAGCUCAUUUCUUCACUAUCAUUGCUUCAAUCCUUGGCAUUUUCGCCAGAUACAUUCUCUCACCUGUCUUUAGGCAUUUUCUACCCCGUACUCAAAUCAUUCCGGUUCUUAUUCUGCCAAUUUGUCUCAACACUUAUCGGUGCAUGAGGGGGAGCGCGCCAACAUGUCGUUCGCGAGCUAUUCCCCGCCAACUACCCGUCAUGUCGACAUGAGCAAGUCAGAGUCGGAUUUGGCGAUUAACAUUCGUAAGGCGACGAAUAUCGAGGAGACCGCUCCCAAACGCAAGCAUGUGCGAAGCUGCAUUGUUUAUACGUGGGACCAUAAAUCCUCUCAGUCCUUUUGGGCUGGAAUGAAAGUGCAACCUAUACUUGCAGACGAGGUUCAGACGUUCAAGGCGCUCAUCACUAUCCACAAAGUGCUACAAGAAGGCCACCCGAUCACGCUUCGCGAAGCCCAAGCCAACGUCAAUUGGCUAGAAAGUUUGACCAGAGGAAUCAGCGGAGAUGGAAUGAGAGGCUACGGACAGCUCAUCCGGGAAUACAUAUAUUUCUUGCUGGCUAAGCUCGCUUUUCACCGGCAGCAUCCUGAAUUCAAUGGAACUUUUGAAUACGAGGAAUACAUCAGUCUCAAAACCAUCAAUGACCCGAACGAGGGAUACGAAACUAUAUCCGAUUUGAUGACACUACAGGAUCAGAUUGACACGUUCCAAAAGCUCGUCUUUUCUCAUUUUCGGAGCGGCGCAAAUAAUGAGUGUCGAAUCUCAUCCUUGGUUGGACUGGUGCAGGAAAGCUAUGGAAUCUAUAAAUUUAUUACUAGCAUGCUUCGGGCCAUGCACACCACCACUGGUGAGGAUGACGCGCUCGAGCCCCUGCGAUCACGGUACAAUGCCCAACACUAUAGACUUGUUAAGUUUUACUACGAGUGCUCCAAUCUGCGCUAUCUCACUAGCUUGAUUACCGUACCGAAACUCCCGCAAGAUCCACCUAAUCUUCUGUCCGAGGAUGAUGAACGGCCAGCUUUACCGCAACGUCCCGCCAAGGAAUUGGAGAAAGAGCCCACGCCACCUCCCCCUCGUCCGGCCUCCAUUGAUCCUGAGCCGAUCAACGAAUUCUGGAAAAAUGAGCAGCGACGGCAGCAGGACGAGUAUGCAGAAGAGCAACGACGGCUGCAAGAACAGUGGGAGGCUGCGCAGUAUCAACAACAAUUGCAGGCACAGCAAGCGCAAAGGGAAUUUGAGGAGCAGCAGAGAAUCCAAGCAGAGCAACAGCGACUUGCCCAGGAGCAGCUCAUGCGGGACCAAUUUCAGCAACAGACACAGGGUCGGAUGGCCGAGCUGGAAAGGGAGAAUCUCAAUGCCAGGGCCCAGUAUGAAAGGGAUCAGCUGAUGCUCGAACAAUAUGACAAGCGGCUGAAAGCUUUGGAAACGGAACUUGCGCAGCUCAACACAAACUCCCAGCAACAGAAUGCUUCCAAGGAUGACCACAUUAGGGCUCUGCAAGAGCAAGUGAAUACGUGGCGGUCAAAAUAUGAGGCGCUUGCGAAGCUCUACUCUCAACUACGCCAUGAACACCUGGAGCUUCUACAAAAGUUCAAGCAAGUCCAGUUGAAAGCAUCUUCGGCACAAGAGGCAAUUGAUCGCCGCGAGAAAUUGGAGCGUGAGAUUAAAACGAAGAAUCUUGAACUCGCUGAUAUGAUCCGCGAAAGAGACCGCGCCCUUCACGAAAAGGACAGACUCCAAGGGGGCAACAAAGAAGAAUUGGAGAAGCUCAAGCGAGAGCUUCGCUUCGCUCUCGAGAGAGCCGAUAAUGCCGACCGUGCAAAGGGCUCCGAGCUUUCUUCCAUGCUUGCGAAGUACAACAGAGAGAUGGCAGACCUCGAAGAAGCCCUCCGGAACAAAACGCGCGCCCUCGAUGACAUGCAGGGCAAGGUUGGAGAUCGCGAUUCAGAUCUUGAGCGUACGCUUCGCAUGAAGGAAGAGGAACUCGAGAUCUUCAAAGCCGGCAUGGAUCAGACUCUUUUAGAGUUGAACGACUUGAAGAUGUCCCAACAGCACACAGACCAUGCCUUGGAUGGGCAAAUUGACACGCUGAUUUUAGACAACAUUCGCAAGAUUAACGACAUAGUUGAUUCGGUGUUGCAAAGCGGAGUCGAGAGAGUGGACGACGCUUUAUACGAACUCGAUUCACCCAUGCAGGCUGGCAAUCAGAACGCGUCGCCGGCUUAUGUCCUGUCUACGAUUGAAAAAGCGUCUGCCAGUGCUAUGGAAUUUUCGACCGCGUUCAACAACUUUAUUGCCGACGGCCCGAACAGCGAUCAUUCCGGAAUCAUACGUACUGUUUCCGUUUUCUCCGGAUCGAUUGCUGAAGUACUCAGCAACACCAAAGGCCUUACGCGCCUUGCUACUGACGAUAAAAAGGCGGAUCAAUUAACAACCGCCGCUCGUCAGUCCGCCUCUUCAACCGUGAGCUUUUUUAGGGGCCUCCUUUCCUUCCGCUUGGAUGGUCUCGAACCGCUGCAAAAGACUGAUGUUGUCAUCAACAACAAUAACGAAGUGCAAAUUCAGCUGCAGAAGCUGUCCAAGCUGGCAGAUACAUUUGCACCCAAGAGCGGAAAGCUCACCAACACUACUGGCGACCUCGGUGACCUUGUCGAUCGCGAAAUGACGAAUGCUGCAGCCGCCAUUGAAGCCGCGACGGAGAAACUGACUAAGCUUAUGAACAAGCCGCGCGAUUCGAGCUACUCGACCUACGAGUUGAAGAUCCACGACUCGAUCCUUGAAGCCGCCAUUGCGGUCACCAACGCUAUUGCGCAGCUCAUCAAGGCUGCAACGAUCUCUCAGCAAGAAAUUGUAAAGGAAGGUCGUGGCAGUUCGACCCGAGCCGCAUUCUACAAGAAGAACAACCGCUGGACCGAAGGCUUGAUCAGCGCUGCCAAAGCAGUCGCCACUUCCACCAACACGCUGAUUGAAACAGCAGACGGUGUUAUUAGCGGCCGCAAUAGCCCUGAGCAGCUCAUCGUGGCCAGCAAUGACGUCGCCGCUUCAACCGCACAGCUGGUGGCUGCUAGCAGAGUCAAGGCUACCUUUAUGAGCAAGACGCAAGAUCGUCUCGAGAGCGCCAGCAAGGCUGUCACCAGUGCUUGCCGCUCCUUGGUCCGGCAGGUUCAAGAGAUCAUCAGCCAACGUAACAAAGACGAGAACGAGGUUGUAGAUUAUACCAAGCUGAGCAGUCACGAGUUCAAGGUUCGGGAGAUGGAACAACAGGUGGAAAUCCUCCAGCUGGAAAACAAUCUCGCCCAGGCCAGACAGCGUUUGGGAGAGAUGCGCAAAAUUUCUUAUCAAGAGUAGUCUGCAUCUCCUCGCCUCUAUUUGCACUAUGAACACUUGUCGUGCAUGAUUUGCCAUACUCUUCAAGCUUGUUUUUCGCGUCUUUGCGCAAAUACCACUCUUCACUAUGUACAGAAUAUUUAAUUUCAAGUUAAGUUUGUUAGCAAAGUAAAAUUUUUGCCGAAAAUGUUUUUCAUCAAAGUGCCUCCUUUUCGUUUACGCGUCUACCCCGUUUACUUGGAGAUAUUGCGCAAGAUCUACAUUCUUCUUGUAAUCUACAUUUUACAACUCUCAACAGCGUCUGCUCAAACCUCUGUCUCUGCGCC
Xylona heveae TC161 is the source of this 3667-nucleotide messenger RNA. Its product is annotated as ANTH domain-containing protein. NCBI's taxonomy places the organism in Eukaryota, Fungi, Ascomycota, Xylonomycetes, Xylonales, Xylonaceae. Gene Ontology annotation, molecular function: phosphatidylinositol-3,5-bisphosphate binding; phosphatidylinositol-3,4-bisphosphate binding; actin filament binding. Gene Ontology annotation, cellular component: clathrin-coated vesicle; actin cortical patch. The transcript has 17 exons. Gene Ontology annotation, biological process: clathrin coat assembly; actin filament organization; endocytosis. The record is from RefSeq and is a predicted model, not a curated record. The coding region runs from base 180 to 3362 and encodes 1060 amino acids.